CAUCUUGGGGGCGACGGCAGCCGCUGGGGAUCAAACGUCCUUCCGCCCGCCGCUCCGCGGCAGCCAUGGGGUCGCGGGAGCCAGGCCGCCGGCUGGAGGCGGUGCUCGGUGCUCUCUACGAUCUGGGUGAGGAGCCCGUUGCGCGUCGCGCCGCGGAGGACAGCGAGGCAAGCGCAGAGGCGGCGGAGAGCCGGGGAGCGCAGGCGACGGCGGGCAGUGCCGGCGGGGCGGCAGGCGGGCGGCGCGGAGCUCGCGACUUCUUCGGGGAGCUGCGGGCCGAGCUGGGCUCCGCUGCCGCCGCCCCGCCGCCCCCCGCCGCGCCGCCGGCCGUGGAGGUGGUGGUGUUCCACGGGAGGAAGAGGAAGGGGCGGCCCAGCCCCGCGGCAGCGCUCGCCGGCGGUGCCCAGACCAAAAUAGUGGAUGAAGAGAAAAACGCAAACGAACAAGAAUUUAACUUCGAAAAAGCUCGUCUGGAAGUGCACAAGUUUGGAAUCACUGGCUACAAGAAGCAGGAGCAACGCAUAUGGGAACAGGAGCGUGCUAUCAUGCUGGGAGCCAAGCCCCCCAAAAAGGAACACAUAAACUACAAGACUUACCAGGAGAAAAUGAAAGAGAAAAAAGCAGCGAAGGAUGAUGUUAAGGAGAAGGAACAUAAAGGUGAUUCUCUUAAGAAGAAGAAGAAAGAGCAGAAGGAGAGGAAGGGCAAAAGGAAGAAAUCAGUACCUAGCAUUUGGCCUGCAGGACAAGUUGGAAAAUUCAGAGAUGGGACCUUGAUUCUGCAAAGCUAUGACAUAAAGAAAAUUAAAUCAUCUAAAGUUAUCAAAUGAACUUCUGAUCCAGAGUUAAAUGGACAAUAUGCAUAAGACAGAAUUCACAUUGCCACUAACACAGACUUACGGAGCCUCUCUCCAUACCACCAUGUCCUGUUUUGUUUUGGUUUUUUUUUUACCUUAUUUGUUGUUGCAGGAUUUCCAUUCUUCCUUGGGAAAAAUAUGAGAAUUUACCAUUUUAUAAAUAAAAAUAAGACUUUUUAUUAAGAAGGUUA
Chroicocephalus ridibundus (black-headed gull) is the source of this 1045-nucleotide messenger RNA. It is a transcript of the gene FSAF1, whose product is annotated as chromosome 3 C1orf131 homolog. The transcript is spliced from 7 exons. Bases 66 to 827 code for a protein of 253 amino acids. The record is from RefSeq and is a predicted model, not a curated record. NCBI's taxonomy places the organism in Eukaryota, Metazoa, Chordata, Aves, Charadriiformes, Laridae.